AUGUGCGAAGUGAAGCUGAAGCCCGACGUCAUUUCUCUCCUACAAUGCGUUGGGAUCAGCGCGUGCGAGAAGGGCGAGCAGUGGCAGCGGGCGCUGGCGCAGUUGAGCGAGAUGCGGGAGGUGAAGUUGGAACCCAACGUCAUCAGCUACGGCGCUGGGGUCAAGGCAUGCGAGAAGGGUGGGCAGUGGCAGCAGGCGCUGAGCAUGCUCAGAACCAUGCCUGUGAGAAAGGGGAGCGUUGACUUCACGGUCUACGGGAUUGCAGCCAGCAUGUGCGAGCAACGCGGGCAAUGGAGCCAAGUGCUGUCUUUAUUCAGGGAAGUCCAUGUCCUAGCAACAGGAGGUUGA
This is a messenger RNA of Prorocentrum cordatum, 348 nucleotides long. The record is from the annotation of a GenBank genome assembly. NCBI's taxonomy places the organism in Eukaryota, Dinophyceae, Prorocentrales, Prorocentraceae.